UCUGGGAUAAGCUGAAUGAUCUCCGUAGAGUGGCAGUUGUGGCCUGGCCUGGCCUGGCCAACAUGCCCAUCUUUGUGAGCUCUUACAGCCUGCGUGCGAUCAGCAAGUACUAUGCCCACCAGGAACAGAGCGGCCGCGAGAAGCUGGCCCACUUGGCUAAUCAGUUGAACGCUUUUAUCUUGGCUAAGCUCCGUCAUGUGUUGUUUGCUCUAUAUUUCGCUAUGAUAGCAUUGCGACACAGCCCAGAGGGCAGCGCCAACGACAAGAGCUGCCAAAAUCGAACCAGAACUCCUUCCCGAGGCACCUAUGGAAGCCUGGGCACUACUGAAGACAUCUUCAUCGCUUUGGAUGUCACUGAGUCAUCGCCACUGCUGGAAAAAGCAACCCCAGCAUUACCCACAUUGAAUCACACAAAAGACUGCCUCAAUUGGCGCUCUGUGUGCUUGCUGGUGAUGUGCGUCUGCGCGCUGGGAUUGGCUGCCUACUUGCUCUGGAGACAAACACAACUGCCUGGCCUUGGGUAUCGCCUGAGUCUGAUCGGGCACGAUAUCUGGAGCGAUAGGAAGCUGUAUGGAAAGGGCAGGCUGCUGGAUCCACUGGCGGUCGUUUCUGUUUACUUUACACACACGGAGAGCGAAGGCUGCACCGAGGAUUGCCUGGAGCUGCUGCACAGCCUGCAGCAGCAACGCCCGGAGGAGCUGCCCUACAACUUUCUCAUAGCUGGCGACUGUCAGGCGUUCGAGGCACGCGGCUGGCAGUAUGAGAGCAGCUACGGGGAGCUGCCACAAGCCACAUCCCUGGUGGUGGCCUUUGUGGGCAACUUCAGCCAGCGGCCGCCCAGUGUCUGCCAGCUGCAGACAGCCCAGGCACUGCUGUUGGAAUCGCUCAAGAGGCGCAGGAUCCAACCGGAAUACAGACUCCAUGUGGUGGGCCAAGCGGAGGCAGUGCAGCAGCAGCUACAGCGCUGGCCACGCUACGCUGGAGGAGAAGUCGAGUGAGCAGAGAUUCCAAGUGUUUCCAAGUGAUUCCAAGUGAUUCCUUCUCGUUU
This is a messenger RNA of Drosophila subobscura, 1048 nucleotides long. RefSeq names its product peptidoglycan-recognition protein LD. The transcript has 3 exons. Gene Ontology annotation, biological process: peptidoglycan catabolic process. Bases 63 to 998 code for a protein of 311 amino acids. Gene Ontology annotation, molecular function: N-acetylmuramoyl-L-alanine amidase activity; zinc ion binding. The record is from RefSeq and is a predicted model, not a curated record. Lineage: Eukaryota; Metazoa; Arthropoda; Insecta; Diptera; Drosophilidae.